Molecule: messenger RNA, 3765 nt
Organism: Topomyia yanbarensis
Lineage: Eukaryota; Metazoa; Arthropoda; Insecta; Diptera; Culicidae
Product: zinc finger protein with KRAB and SCAN domains 1-like
Exons: 2
Coding region: 438-1238 (266 amino acids)
Cellular component (GO): nucleus
Molecular function (GO): zinc ion binding
Source: RefSeq, a predicted model, not a curated record
AUAUCAAAAAGCUUGACAGCGUCAACAAGAGAAAAUUUUCCAGUUUGUAGCUUUACUCGCACAGCCGAUUAUUGUUUAGAAAAAAAAACUAUUCGCUUGUGUUUACUAAAAACAAAAUUAAUCAAUAUAAUAAAAAUUUUUCCCUUCUGCUAGUUUCAAUUAACCCGCUGUCGUGUUUAGAAGCUCUUAUUUUGCCGAGACUGAAUUUCGUGUUCGAAAUUAAUCGGCAUGAAUAAUAGUGUGUACGAUGUGUAAGUUACCUGCCGAAUAACAAUCCCGGUACGUACUGCAGGUUGUGCUUUUCGCAGACAAAAGUGGUACCGAUCUUUCCACUUGGAAGCAAUCACAAUCAAAAGCUGAUUAAUCAGGUGUACCAGUGGACCGGCGUACAAAUCAACUAUCAGGAAGAUUUUACUUGUGCAAUCUGCUGGAAAUGUAUGGUUUAUUUGGAGGAAUUUCAGCGAUUUUGUGAUCGCUGCAGGAAAAACGACUGGACGAUCAAGCAAAAACGAAACGAUCAAAUCAGGCAAGUACAGAAAAGUGAAAGCCAAGAGAACAGCAACAAUCAAAUGGACGACCGCAGAUUUGGGUAUAUGUACCCGCUGAUGCAACCUGCCUUAGGAUAUGAAUUUCGGCUGUCAAACGAACCCCGUGAACGCACUGCCGGGCCUGAACCUCCGAGAACGGUUGCUCGUGUGUUUAAUGAAACGCAACCAUCGGUCAGUCAUUUGGCUAAAACGGAGUCGCGGAUAGACAUUGAUACGGAGUUCAAGCAUGUGCUUCCGGUGGAACGGCUUCCGGAGGAGCUUGUUAAUAUGCUCGAUCUACCGGCGACUUCUUUGAAACGACCUGCUGUUAGUAACGAAACCAAAUGUGGAGAAAUAUCAGUCCCGAAACAACGCAGCAGUCAGUAUCAGAAAAUUGUGGAAUCAGGCGGAGUCAAAUGUCCCAUCUGCAAAAAGCCUUACACCACAGACAAAAAUCUCAAAAAGCAUCUGCGCCUGCACACCCUAUCGCUGCCGUUCACCUGUAAUGAUUGUGGAGCAAAAUUCUCCGAGCGUCGGGACUUUCAGAAGCAUCAAGAUCGAUACCAUGGUCCCAACGCUACAGCUUCGGUGUCAGAAAUAUUCCACUGCGAAUUCUGUUCCAGAGUUUUCACUCGCCAGCGCGAUUUGACCAAGCAUUUACGCCUCUUUCAUGAGCCACCAGAGGAUGUUAAGUUAGGAAACAUAAACUAAUAUGUUUUGAUGAUUAUGUCCAGGUUGGACGGACUUACGAAGGCAUUGCUACGGUAAGAAUUGCUUCAAUCACUCGCAAUUGCAUACUGUUCAGUAUUAGACCGACACCGGUCUCAUAUCUAAUGAGAAGUUGUAAACGGCAGAACAAAUAGCAAGAGAAAGACGAGAUUUUCUUGGUUUGGUAAUGCUGAUAUAAGCCGUUGGUCUCAUAAGCCAGUUUUAUGAUCGAGCUCCGACAUUGAAGCAUUUUUAAUAAUGUUCAAAAAAGUGUUUCAAGUUCCUCGGGCUGUUUAGCGGAAUAUGUUCUCUUAAUCCAUAUAAUGGUUUUUGUUAUACUUUUUAGAUUCCCCUGGUGGAUUCUUGAAGUGUGACAAAAAAUCCUUAUUGGGAUAAAGGUAAUUUUUGUAUAACGCUAAGUUGUCAAUAUCUCUUCGUUUUCCUACGACAGUUUAUCAGGAAAGAAUCGAAAAAUGAACAAGUGGAACAGUGAGAAUGAAAUUAUAGCGAUAGCGGUUUUUGCAAUUGUUCUGUACUCUAAUGCAGUUUUUGCUUGAUCUCGAAAUUGAGUUAGGUCCAACCGCAAUCGCUGUUAGUGCAUACAUUUAGGCAGUUUGACUCAGUUUCAAUUCAAGCAAAAACCAAAGAAGUGUUAGUUGCAAAAACUGUCCAAAUCAGAGGUCAAGUUUCACAGUGGAGUGUAGUACCAAUGCUUUUGAGACUUACAUUCUGCAAGCAAUUGGGAAAUUGAAAAAAAAAUCGCUCUGAUCCGUCGGGUCUUCACAGGAUCUGGAGCUACCGAUCUUUGUCUUACAGCUAAUAUUCAUGUAAUACCUGUUGAUAGUGUAUUCUGGCAUGGCAGCAACACCUUGUUUCAAUUGUGGAACGUUCGAUGGACAAACGCUCAACGGAUUAGACUAAGGUAGGAUGACCUCCUAUUGUGCCUAAGCGAUUAUUGUUAACACACGGGUUGUAGUAUCCCUGGUGUAGAGGUACCAAAGUGAGCCACUUGUCUUAUAAAUAAUUCGUCAUACGGAUUCUUGACCAAGAUUAUUCAAUUUAACCCACAUACAAGUUUUCCGUACAUUUCCGAUCUGAAUGAAAUAACAGAAUUUUAAAAGAAUUUUUUUUUCUAAUUUUAAUUUGUGUUGUAAAUCAGGUAUCCUUACUAGUUAACCCUUAAAUGAAUACUGUUGCCAUUUAGCAACAUAACGGAUUCUAUGAUAUAAAGCCUCAACAAAAGGUAAAUAUGGUAUCCAUACCGAAAAAUGAGUACCAAUGAAAAAUGAAUUUAACAAAAUAUAUUUUGUUAAACAAAACAACAAUAUAUUUUAUUAAAAUAACGGAUAAUUAUAACAAAUACCAACGGUAAAUGAGAACAAGUAUCAAUUACAGUCGUGAUUCGUUAGUUGGAUCUUAGCGUCUGUCCAGCUAACGAAUGUGAUUCGUUAGUUGGACUGACUGUUAAAUGUCAAAAACACUCCAAAGUAGAUACUCCAACUUAAGUAGUUCUGUUUAUAAGUCGUGAUUCGCUGGUUGGACACUUUUUAACUGGACCGCUUUUUAGUUGGGCCUCCGCUAGUUGGACCAUUGUCCAACUAAAAAGCAUCUGAAUGUCAAAAUCCUAUGUCAAAUUUACUUUGACAAUCAAUCUGACAAUUAUUAGAGAUGUGAAUAGAUGCAAUUACACUACUAACGUCUCUUUUGGAGAGUUUUCGACAUCUGGCAGUCUAAUUCGUUAGUUGGACAGAGGUGUGGCCCAACCAGCGAAUCACGUCUGUAUUGAAACGGGAAUGAUAGGUACAUUCACUGAAGCGAUACAAUAAUGCUAAUAGUUUUCAUGUCAGUCAUAUAGUAAGAAGCACAAACACCGAAGGACACAUCAUAGACGUUCGUGAAAUAGGGUAAAAAUCAAUCAUUUGAGUAUGUAAAACAUUGAACGAUAAAAUUUCAGUAAGGAACCCCAAUGCUCUCGUUAUUCCGUUCAGCCUUUGAACUCUGUGAAAUAUCUGUACAACUUACUGUGUAAUAAAGCAAAAAACUGAGUGAUAUGAAAUGUGCAUUUAUUUUUCCAUUACGUUGUAAUUCUAAUUAGAAUCGCUUGUCACUAUACAGUCGUGAUUCGCUGGUUGGGCACUUUUUAACUGGACCGCUUUUUAGUUGGGCCUCCGCUAGUUGGACCAUUGUCCAACUAAAAAGCAUCUGAAUGUCAAAAUCCUAUGUCAAAUUUACUUUGACAAUCAAUCUGACAAUUAUUAGAGAUGUGAAUAGAUGCAAUUACACUACUAACGUCUCUUUUGGAGAGUUUUUGACAUCUGGCAGUCUGUCCAACUAACGAAUCAAAUUCGUUAGUUGGACAGAGGUGUGGCCCAACCAGCGAAUCACGACUGUAAUGUAAUGCAUAAUAAAAUGGGUGCAGGUCUAAAUCACUAAUAACCAUUCAAAGUAGCUUUGACCGCAUUGGCCACCUAUGACGGCUCAUGAUGCCACCAGGAAUCUCGUCAAGUUCGUAAGCUAAUAUCACACCUAU